AUGGCAAAACCACAUCCAUUUCAUAAAAGACUUAUUAAAGAAUAUACAUCAAUUCAAAAGAAUAAAUUACCUGGUAUUAAAUUAAUUUAUAAUGAUGAUCAAUUAAUAAAUUACAUUUUCCAAAUAAUUAUAUUAAAUAAUGAAGAAAUUUAUAAACCAGAUGUUAAAUAUUAUUUAUCAAUUAUUAUAACAAAUGAAUAUCCAGUCGAUUCACCACAAGUUAAAUUUAUAAGUUAUUCAGAAGAUGAAAAUACAGAAUUAAGUGAUAUACCAUUACAUCCACAUAUUUAUUCAAAUGGUCAUAUAUGUUUAAAUUUAUUAGGAGAAGAUUGGACACCUGCAUGUUCAAUUGAAUCAAUUUUAUUAAGUAUACAAAGUAUGUUAAAUAAUAAUCAAUUAUUAACAAGACCACCUGAUAAUGAUUCAUAUAUUAAACAUGCACCAUUAAAUCCAAAACAAAGUAAAUUUAUUUAUCAUGAUGAUAAUGUAUAG
Molecule: messenger RNA, 492 nt
Organism: Insectozyma verbasci
Lineage: Eukaryota; Fungi; Ascomycota; Pichiomycetes; Serinales; Debaryomycetaceae
Source: the annotation of a GenBank genome assembly